ACGCGGGGGAGGGGAGCGGCGCGGGGUCGGAGUCGCCGCGGUCCCCGUCCGCCCGCCGGUGCCCACUGCUGCCCGCCUGGAGGGCAGGGCCGGCCCGGCCCGGCCAUGGAGUCCUACGACAUCAUCGCCAAUCAGCCCGUGGUCAUCGACAACGGUUCAGGGGUAAUCAAGGCUGGCUUUGCAGGAGACCAGAUUCCUAAAUACUGUUUUCCAAACUAUGUGGGGCGGCCCAAGCACAUGCGGGUGAUGGCCGGCGCGCUGGAGGGGGACCUCUUCAUCGGACCAAAAGCAGAGGAGCACCGGGGGCUGCUGGCCAUCCGAUACCCCAUGGAGCACGGCGUGGUGCGGGACUGGAACGACAUGGAGCGCAUCUGGCAGUACGUCUACUCCAAGGACCAGCUGCAGACCUUCUCGGAGGAGCAUCCUGUUCUUCUAACAGAGGCCCCACUCAACCCCAGUAAGAACCGGGAGAAAGCUGCAGAGGUGUUCUUUGAGACCUUCAAUGUGCCAGCUCUGUUUAUCUCCAUGCAGGCCGUGCUCAGCCUGUACGCCACAGGACGCACGACAGGAGUGGUUUUAGACUCGGGGGAUGGGGUCACUCACGCGGUCCCCAUCUACGAGGGCUUUGCCAUGCCGCACUCCAUCAUGCGGGUGGAUAUUGCUGGCCGUGAUGUCUCCCGCUAUCUCCGGCUACUGCUGCGCAAGGAAGGGGCUGACUUUCACACCUCGGCUGAGUUUGAGGUCAUCCGGACCAUCAAAGAGCGAGCCUGCUACCUGUCCAUCAACCCCCAGAAGGACGAGGCUCUGGAGACGGAGAAGGUGCAGUACACCUUACCGGACGGCGGCACCCUUGAUGUGGGGCCUGCACGUUUCCGGGCCCCCGAGCUGCUGUUCCAGCCGGACCUGAUAGGGGAUGAGAGCGAGGGGCUCCACGAAGUGCUGGCCUUCGCCAUCCACAAGUCGGACAUGGACCUCCGCCGGACACUGUUUGCCAACAUUGUGCUCUCGGGUGGCUCAACGCUUUUCAAAGGCUUUGGUGACCGGUUACUAAGUGAAGUAAAGAAGCUUGCCCCAAAGGACGUUAAGAUCAAGAUCUCAGCUCCUCAGGAACGGUUGUACUCCACGUGGAUCGGUGGCUCCAUCCUGGCCUCGCUGGAUACUUUUAAGAAGAUGUGGGUUUCAAAAAAGGAGUAUGAGGAAGAUGGCUCGCGUGCUAUUCAUCGCAAAACUUUCUAAUGCCCAAAGAGGGUGGAGCAUGCUGGAGGGGGCAAGAAGAAAGGGGACCCUGAGCCUGGGCCGGUGGUACAGAGUGCGUCUCUGCAGGCCUCCCCCAAAUGCGUGCACGCACACACACACACACACACACACAGAGUAACAUUUAACUGCAUGGAUGGCAGUCUAGAGCUGGAACAGGGGUGGAGGAGCCGGGACCAGGCGCGCUCCUCGGCAGGGCUGUUGGGCCUUGCCUUCCUUGCUCUAGCUCUCAGAGCUGCUUCCCCAAGCUCCAAGCCAGACACCUAGAUGCCCCAUUGUGUCUGGCAAGUUCCCACUCAGGGCCAGCGUCCGGAGUGUCUGAGGAGGAGCGUCACGCUCCCACGGGCGCGGUGACACACAUCAGUGCCCCGUGCCACCGCUUCCUCCCGACCUAAGGGCCACUCAGACUCUUCUGCCUGUCCUGUCCCCCCAUCCUGAUAGGCAAAGCCUUGGGGUGGGGCUGAGGACCCGGCAGCCCUGCCUCCCGCGCCAGGAGGUGUGGCCCAGGGUCAGAGCAUCCGAGCCAUGGACAGCCACAGCCAGCCACAGCGCGUGGCGUGUCACACUCUCCCCUGAAGAGCACUUCAUUGACUCGCUGCUCCUCUUUACCCUAGUGCCCUGGUGGGAAAGGGUUAACCGUCGUCAUUGCUGAGGGAAAGCCACUUAAUCAGGAGUCAGACCCGAAGGAGCACGCGCUUCCUUCGCGCCUCCCUCAAGAAAGGGGUCUUCAUGUGGCCCUGGCCCACCACCCUCUCCCAGAUAUGUACAAUAAUUUAACACAGUUGCCUGAAGAGAACCUUUUUUUGUAAAUCAUUAAUUACAGUAAUAACUAUGGACACCGCC
Perognathus longimembris pacificus (Pacific pocket mouse) is the source of this 2097-nucleotide messenger RNA. It is a transcript of the gene Actr1b, whose product is annotated as actin related protein 1B. The coding region runs from base 106 to 1236 and encodes 376 amino acids. The record is from RefSeq and is a predicted model, not a curated record. The transcript is spliced from 11 exons. NCBI's taxonomy places the organism in Eukaryota, Metazoa, Chordata, Mammalia, Rodentia, Heteromyidae.